ACGUCGGCGCUGCGGUAUCCAGACGCCAAGGUGCCCGGCUGCGGGCCCGCCGUGCAGUCCGUGAGGUACGACGAGCAGGGCUGCCCGGUGCCCCAGCGGCCCGAGCGCCUGCCCGGGGCGACGUCGGCACAGCUCGGGGACGGCUUCCAGCGCCAGGACUUCGAGCCCACGACCUUCGUGCCGCGAGAGAAGGACAACGAGAAGGGCGAGCUGGAGAGCGCGUCGCUGGCGCAGGCGCAAGUCAGGCCUGGCUUCGUGCCGUGGCGCAUCUUCUGCGCCGCCACCGUGCUGCUCAUCUGCCUCUGGUGGUUCGCCGGCGUGUUUGUGCUGCUCGGCUCCUUCGGCAUCGAGGUCUUCAAGGUCUCGCCGCUGCUCCGCGAGGAGGGCGUGGAGAGCGCCUCCGACGCCUCCAAGUCUGGCAAGGAGCAGGCGGCGGGCGGCGAAUCUGGCCACAGGGAGGCCGUGUUCUUGCAGCACGCGGGCACGACCACCCACGGCGGGCAGCUGGCCGGGGCCAGGAUGCUGGAGGUGCAUUGGCCCCACAGCCGCGUCCAGGCGCACGGGCUGGCCUGCAGCGACCUGCCGAGGCGG
This is a messenger RNA of Prorocentrum cordatum, 591 nucleotides long. The record is from the annotation of a GenBank genome assembly. NCBI's taxonomy places the organism in Eukaryota, Dinophyceae, Prorocentrales, Prorocentraceae.